GUCAACUUUGAUCUCUAAUAAAAACUUAUCAAUUCAUGGUAAUUGUUAUCCAAGUGAAAAAGGUUAGCAUUGAGAACCUCGAAGUUAACGUAAAUAUUCUCAUAGACAAUGGCUUCCCCUGUGAACGUACCAAAUGAAAAUAAUUCGGUUAGGGAGGAAAUGGUUCAAACAGCUAUCAAGUUUCUAGAAAAUCCUAACGUUGUAAAUACUCCACUUGUUCAAAAACAAAAAUUUCUACAAAGAAAAGGUUUAACUGACAAAGAAAUUCAAUUAGCAUGUGAAAAAUCGGGAACUUAUGUUUUACAUGAUCAACAAAAUCGUCUUCCGCCUCCUCUACCGCAACCUAAUAUGCUUAAUAAUUACCCUUUAUACAGCAAGCCUCUUCAGCUAACUGUCUUUGAUAGAAUAAGAGAAGUUCUGCAUAAUAUUGCAGUUUUUAGCAUUGUUGCAUAUGUAAUACAUAAGUUUUAUGAGCGAUUUAUUGCUCCGUUCCUAUUUGGUAAAAAGAAAAAAUCUAUUGAAGAAUCUAUUGAGGAAUUAGAUAACAAUAUCAAAUCCUCCGUUAGUGAUCUCAAGGAAGAUUUACAUAGUGUUAAAGUUGAAUUGGAUAAAGUUAGUGAUAAUAGUGAUAAUCAGAUGACCAGGCAAUUGUCGGAAUUGAAAUUAGAAAUAGCUAGUGUAAAAGGGCUUCUUUUAGGGAGAAAACAAUUUCCAUCAGUAGCAAACACUCCUGUAAUUCCACCUUCAAUUCCAGCAUGGCAAAUGUCAAGUGUCCCGCCUGAUGGCCAAGACGAUCAUAAAGAAGAGGAAGAAGAAGAGGAAUUAGGAUCUGGUUCUUCUGAACCGGAACACGGGAUGAAAACUAGUGAAUCUAGUUUAGAAAUAAUAUAUUCAUCGAGAGAUUGUGAUUCAGAAUCUUGCCAUAGUAGGAAAAGUAACAAGGAUGAUAUUGAUAAAGACUAAAUAAAAUGAAUAUUCGAAUCAACUCAUGUCAAUAUAAGUUACCUUUCACAUUUAUAUAUUUAUUUUUUAAAUUGAAAACCAAAGUUAAUCUAUUGAGAUUUUGAUAAUUUCUAUUAUUAUUUUUUAAUAUUUGAUUUAAAACUUAUUAAAAGAUUCUUUUACCAGUAUAAAUACUUAUUUAGAUAUUGGGAAUAUUAGAAAAAAAAUAUUUAAUACUUUUGUACACUUAAGGGUUGAUUAAAAUUUAUACAAAUAUCAAUGAA
This is a messenger RNA of Diorhabda sublineata, 1226 nucleotides long. Its product is annotated as peroxisomal membrane protein PEX14. The transcript has 5 exons. Gene Ontology annotation, cellular component: peroxisomal membrane; peroxisomal importomer complex. Bases 109 to 963 code for a protein of 284 amino acids. Gene Ontology annotation, molecular function: signaling receptor binding. The record is from RefSeq and is a predicted model, not a curated record. NCBI's taxonomy places the organism in Eukaryota, Metazoa, Arthropoda, Insecta, Coleoptera, Chrysomelidae. Gene Ontology annotation, biological process: protein import into peroxisome matrix, docking.